UGUUUGCGGAUCGUGUAUGCAGAAGCGCUUAAAUAUUAAUCACAUUACGGAUGUUUUUGCCGAAGUGACGCGCGCGUAAUAGACGGAACGAUUAUCGAGAUGCCGCGGAUGUACAGGUGUAGCGAGAAUGGAAGUCCGUGCUAAAUACGGAUCGCACAACUUGCAAAUAAGCAGCGCCGAUGGACGCGGCCAUGUUUUCUGGUAGCAGAAAUCUUACCCAUUAAUAAUUCGUUAAUCGUUGACCACGAAGUGGAGUGUGCAGGAUGCCGAAAUGCAAUACGAAGGCAAGGUAUCUACCAGCUACGUUGGCCUGGACAGUCCUACUCAGCACCACGGCACUCUUCUUCUGUUUUCCGUGCCAGUAUUAUGUGUUUCGAUGGGGAACAUGGGUACCUGUGCUUCAAGGAGUCAUCAUUUUUUUUGUUUUAGCAAAUUUUACACUAGCAACAUUCAUGGAUCCAGGUUUUAUACCAAAAGCACUUCCUGAUGAGGAUCAAGAGAAAAGUUAUCCAGCUCCUAUAUAUACAAGUGUGCAAAUCAAUGGCAUUACAGUUCGUAUGAAGUGGUGUGGCACAUGCAAAUUCUACAGGCCUCCACGUUGUUCACAUUGUAGCAUUUGCAAUCAUUGUAUUGAGACAUUUGAUCAUCAUUGCCCUUGGGUGAACAACUGUAUUGGUAGGAGGAAUUAUAGAUUCUUUUUUUUCUUCCUUUUGUCACUCAGUUUUCAUAUGCUCAGUGUGUUUGGACUAUGCCUAUAUUUUGUAUUGGAACGUAAGCAGCAACUGGGUGAAGUGGACACUAUUGUUGCACUUGUACUUAUGGGAGUGGUUGCAAUUUUGAUCAUUCCAAUCUUUGGACUAACCUGUUUUCACAUAGUACUUAUUUCCCGAGGGCGUACAACAAAUGAACAAGUAACGGCUAAAUUUCCCGAUGGCGUCAAUCCUUUUUCUCAUGGCUGCUUACACAAUUGCUGUUAUACGCAAUUUGCACCACAAUACCCCAGUUUAAUUAAGCCUGAAAAGUAUUCAGGAAAACGACGAGGAAUGUCUACAUCUGAGAUUUCGACUAUAGGCAGUGAGAACCAGGUAAAAACCUACAUGGAUAGCAGCAAUGGUGUUAGAAAUGCCAGUUCAAAUGCUUACAAUAAGUUAUCGCCUGGACGAGAUGGGUCAGACACAGAUAUGGAACCUACCGCGUCACAGUCCGCGGAUUGCGAACCCACACCUCCAUUACAAAGACACGGUUCAAAAAAUAAUUUCUUCCUGCCACCUGUGGAGAACAGUGAGUCCCCCAGGCACCCACCACCGUCACAACAUUGCCAUCCGAUGCACUACACCAGGGGCAGCCCUCAUCCAAGGCCCAGGUACGUUGUCAAUACCUAUAGGGGAAUGAACGGCUCUCGAAGCCAUACGCCAGAUCCAUUAUCGCCAGAAGCAAGCGGAUCACCCGCCACAGCUUCCCAAAGAGGUCAAGGACAAGGAGGUGCUAGUCCAACAACGCAACGGAUUAAAGCUAUUGGAGUACCAACUCCACUUGCUAUUUCCAGUCCAAUUCGCAGAUCGAACCCAGGUACACCGACGCAGGUUCGUCGGCCAGAUUUUAUAGGAGUGAACGAUGCACCGACGUAUUAUGAUGUACAGCAGGGGAAUACCAAUACCAGUGUUGGUGGUGCUGCUAGCGGUGCAGUCGUGUCCGGUUACAGUCCACAGAGGCGUUUCUUGUCAGAAAGUGAGCUCGUUCGCCAGGGUACCGAUCACUCGUGCUCAAGAACUAACAAUACUGUCGACAACAUCCGAGAGUUAGCCGGUUCACCUCAACGUGGUGUCUAUAUGUGGAAAGACAACUCCCCUGGCAGCUAUCCUGCUCCAACAGGGAUGACGAACGCAACAACGCAUCAGUCACCCUCACAGAGACCUCCGCUACCGUACGAUUAUUACCGUUCCAAUCCAACAAGUCCCACACAACAAUUAUACGCGAAUGCUCCUAGAGCGGCGUAUCAUCCUGCGAUGAGGGGAGGAGUACCGGUCUUCCCGCCGCAUCAGUCGCCACAGGUGAAGAGAAAAGCCACGAUGGCAACGCCAACAACUCCAACGUCAGGCGACACUCGACACAGACCGAUGUCCUUCGUUAGAGCAUUGGAGAUGACAGAUUCCAUGGAAAUGGUAUCCGCUCCUAACGACAACAGAUCACAGCGGCCCACGACGCCAACACCGGACCGUGCAAGUGUCUACGACAUGAAUUACGAAAUAUCCGUAUAGCCCAGUUUUACGUUCUCCGCACCAUCCGUGCGGUUGGACGGAGAUUGUACCAGAAUUGCCGACAACAUUGAGCGUCUCUUGUUCCAAAGAGGAAAGAACGUACGCCGCUUACGAGAUAUCCGUCAAAGCUUUCGUGAUCGAAGCAGCAGCAGUUAAAGCAUUCAAUACAAAUCGAAUGAUAUUAAACAUCGGGUUGGCGAGGAUAUUGUAAAGUUCUUCCGGUCCAAAUGCAAAUCCACAAUCCACGGAUGAGUGUACUUCACUUGGGAUAAAGCGUGGGACGAAACAAGAUUAUUUUUUUCCCGAAGGAGAUAGGGCUGUACACGAUGAUGAUACACGUUGAAACGUAUCCAUAAGUGUAUGUAACGAGAAUCGAUGGAGAAGAUCUUCGGGUAAAAAAAAGGAGGAUAUCGGUGGUUCGAUAAUUUUCCAGUAUGAAUUAC
Messenger RNA from Habropoda laboriosa, 2701 nucleotides. RefSeq names its product palmitoyltransferase ZDHHC5 (gene Zdhhc8). Gene Ontology annotation, molecular function: palmitoyltransferase activity. Gene Ontology annotation, biological process: protein palmitoylation. The record is from RefSeq and is a predicted model, not a curated record. The transcript is spliced from 9 exons. Bases 264 to 2258 code for a protein of 664 amino acids. NCBI's taxonomy places the organism in Eukaryota, Metazoa, Arthropoda, Insecta, Hymenoptera, Apidae.